CUGGCUACGCCCGGAGAUUUGGUGAUGAGCACUAGUUCAGGCAUGCUGGUCGCCGCCAACAACGACUUCCCCAGCGUCCUCUCGUCUCCGAUGGCAGCUGUCGCAACCAGCAACAACCAGGUCACUCCAGUCGACCUGGCUGUCACGCCGACCCACCAGCUCGGCUCGGGUCAGACGGCUCCGGGCCGCCUGUUGUCAGCCGUCUCUAUGCCGGCCGGACUCGAGGCGACCGAUCAGUCGCCGAGCUUGGAGCGCUUUCGGAGCCAAGAAUCCUCCAGCCAACGGGUCUGCCGAAGCUCUGACGCCGGAUCUAUGGUCGGUGGACGGACGGCGAAUUCCAGACACAGUCACAGGCCCAAUUGGUCCGGUUUCACCUCAUCCCGCGGAUCCACAAGACCGACCAGCCACCAGAACACCCUGAAGCCGACAGGCCCCAUGGACUCGAAUCCCGUCCCUGAGCUCUUGUCACCAGCGGCUCUGACCUUGACGACCUCCGGCCGCAGCGAUGAGUCCCGAUGCCUCUCCGUCUCAGCAAAUGGCCAGCCCCAACACCAACACCAGCACCAACAUCAACAUCAACCCCAACACCAGCAUCCGUGCUUGAUUCUCCCACAACCCGAACCACACCAGCCUCGGAGGCAGCCGAGACAACAGCACAAUCAUGUGCAACUGUGUCACCAGGAGGUGCAAGACAGGCAGAUAAACACGCCUUGUCUUCUCUCGGGGCCACCACAAAUGACCUCCUCUGAUCUGCCCAUCGGCCUGGUUGACCUGUGCGCAACCGAACAGACCAAAACGAUGGAAUAUCCGCACUCCUUUCAUCCGAGCUCUCUUCCUCCUUCUUCUCUAUCCCUCUCCAAUGCUGCCGAUAUACCGCCCAGCCAGCAACUUCAGAAUAUCCAGGUAAACGUUCUACUGCACAUGUGA
Molecule: messenger RNA, 927 nt
Organism: Protopolystoma xenopodis
Lineage: Eukaryota; Metazoa; Platyhelminthes; Monogenea; Polystomatidea; Polystomatidae
Source: the annotation of a GenBank genome assembly